Molecule: messenger RNA, 1008 nt
Organism: Adelges cooleyi (spruce gall adelgid)
Lineage: Eukaryota; Metazoa; Arthropoda; Insecta; Hemiptera; Adelgidae
Product: bone morphogenetic protein receptor type-1B-like
Exons: 2
Coding region: 11-265 (84 amino acids)
Biological process (GO): cellular response to growth factor stimulus; protein phosphorylation; BMP signaling pathway
Cellular component (GO): plasma membrane; signaling receptor complex
Molecular function (GO): transforming growth factor beta receptor activity, type I; SMAD binding; ATP binding
Source: RefSeq, a predicted model, not a curated record
CGAAGAGUAAAUGUUGCCUUAUAGCAAUCUGGUUGGCCCCGACCCAUCCGUAGAAGACAUGCGACUGGUACUGAUGGUACAAGGAGCAAGACCGGAUAUACCCAUGAGAUGGAGAAGUGAUCAUAGGUUGAGAGUAAUAUCGGAAAUCAUUCAAGAGUGUUGGCAUCAAAAUCCAAGUGUUCGAUUACCUGCAUUGAGAGUGAUGAAGACGCUGCGUAAAUUGGAAGAUAGCGAAACUGUGGAAAACGGAAUCCAUCACGUCUAAAUGUCAAAAUAAGGCAGCGUGUGUAAUUUUUAGCGCCGUUUUUAAGACGACAUACAGGAUUAUAUUACUAUAUUUUACUCCAAGACUGCGUAGAUAGAAUUAAUUUUAAAUGUUAUUAUUAUUAUUAACUUAGAAAACGAACAACAAAUUGUUCAAUUCGAGUUAAUGAAACGUACUUACUUAACUCCUUAUGUAUAAAAAUAUUAUGUGUCAUUUGUAUUAUCGCAGUGUAGUCGAUUUUAUAUUUUGUUUAAAAUUAUUCUUGUAGAAUUUUUUCUCUCGUGUAUGAUGGCCAGAUAUAAUUGAAUAAUUUUACGACGGUUUCGAUUCAAUCUUAACAUAAUCAAACGUUCGUUUACUUCCUGCCCCUACCCCCCUUAUUUAUAACUAUCACAAAAUAGUACAAAACAACAUGUACGACAAAAUUGUACACGUGAUGUCUGUUUUUUUGUUUUUACCGUACGAGAGCAAUUUCAUAUAUUGUUUAGGUAGCCGAUAUCAUUUAAAAAAAACAUUUUUUUUUUUAACCAUUACCUAUACAUCACUUGUGUGUGCUCUCUCGCUAACAUUUAUUUAUUUUUCAAGUAUUUACAUGAUAAUGUUGUGUUUGUGUGUUUGUUUUUCCAAUGUAAAUAAUAUAUUCAACACAAUAUUAUGUUUUUAUAAUUUUUUUACUAUUUUUUGAGUUGUGUAAAAUAAUUAUAUAUAUUGUCGACAACGACUGUUGUUUAUUUAUUACACAA